Molecule: messenger RNA, 1179 nt
Organism: Plenodomus lingam JN3
Lineage: Eukaryota; Fungi; Ascomycota; Dothideomycetes; Pleosporales; Leptosphaeriaceae
Source: RefSeq, a predicted model, not a curated record
AUGCCCCCAAUCGAAUUCCUGAACUUAAAGUAUCCUCCGGAGAAGCUGAAUAAAUUUGUUAGCCCCGCUGCGCGAUUUCGUCAAAUGACGUCGGAAUUAUCAACGGCUACGGUAUUCCAAACUCGACUUUUCAUUAUUAAAAGGAUCCAAUCUGGUUUCCAACACGCAAUUUUCAUAAUUCUCACAGGCGCAAUCAUGAUUCACCAAGCGAGCACCAAAAAUGUCCCAGAGGAGCAUCAAAUGGAAAGAAGAGGUCUGUGGCUACCAGCCGACCACAGAGUUCACAAGAAAUGGCUAUCUGGAGUCGUCGAUCGUGUCGACGGCAAAUCACAGAAACUUCACCCAGUGAUUCAGGAGUUCAAAGAGUUUAUUGAGAAUAAUACACGCAUCUUCCUCCUCGCGUCUUCCAUGUUCGAAGAGAUCCCGUCGAAGAAACCGUACCACCGGGAUCCUGCAGGACACAAGCAGAUACGAGACUACAAUCACUUGCUGGAAGUUUUCAGCCACCUUCUCACUACAGCGCCAGAGUGGAGCGAUCAUGACUACUCUGUGGGUAUUGUCGGGACACCGUUCAAUGCUGUGUUAGACUGGCAAGUUGAUCUUACAACGCACAUGGAGCAUAUUUUAACAUCCUACAACAGGCCAAUGGGUACACCGAGUGGGUACGCUUUCUUCCUGGACCCCGAGGUCAAUAAAAUGAUCAAGAAGAUUCUGAACACUUGGGCCAAGUUUUUGGACUCCCCCGAAUCAGCAUACGUGCUAGGUAGCGACAAAAUCGGCUGGUUCAGCGACCAUGCGGUGCAAGACCUAGCAACCGUCGCAAACAUCGGGCAGACCUCGUACAAGUUCGAAGAAUUGUAUAAGUGCGACCCAUCGAAAGAGCACUGGGGUUUCAAAUCAUGGGAUGACUUCUUCGUGCGCCAUCUUCACGAGGAUAAGCGACCAGUUGCCAGCCCGGAAGACGACACCGUGAUAGCAAAUGCCUGCGAAGCUAAACCAUACAAUGUAGCGCGCGACAUCAAAGCCCGAGAUCGGUUCUGGAUCAAAGGCCAACCCUACUCUCUCAUCGACAUGUUAUCCAUGGACCCCCUUUACGAACAAUUCCUAUCAUCGUUGGCAUGCGCCCGUGAGCGGCAAGGUCGUCAAGGCGUACGUCGUAGACGGCACCUAUUUCUCUGA